This is a messenger RNA of Dendronephthya gigantea, 687 nucleotides long. RefSeq lists its product as uncharacterized. The transcript is spliced from 2 exons. Lineage: Eukaryota; Metazoa; Cnidaria; Anthozoa; Malacalcyonacea; Nephtheidae. Bases 1 to 687 code for a protein of 228 amino acids. The record is from RefSeq and is a predicted model, not a curated record. Gene Ontology annotation, biological process: DNA integration. Gene Ontology annotation, molecular function: nucleic acid binding.
AUGACUAAAGAACUUACUGACUAUAUUUUGAGAUGUCCAACGUGCAACGCUUAUCCACAAGAUCAACAGAAAGAGCCUCUGAUCUGUCAUGCCAUUCCUGAACGGCCAUGGGAGAAGGUUGGCUGUGACCUGUUUGAGUACGAUGAAAGUGACUUUUUACUGACAGUUGAUUACUUUUCCAAUUUCUUUGAGUUAUAUCAAUUAAGAAGCAAAACUUCUGACAAAGUCAUAGGAGAACUGAAGUCGCAUUUCUCAAGAUAUGGAGUUCCUGAUCAGCUUAUCACUGAUAAUGGACCGCCUUAUAAUUCAGGAGUAUUUUGUGAGUUUGCAAGAGAGUUUGAGUUCGAGCAUAUCACCAGCUCCCCUGGAUAUCCGAAGUCGAAUGGGAAAUCGGAGAAUGCGGUAAGGACAGCUAAACGGUUAAUGAAAAAAGCGAAAGAGAGUGGUAGAGACCUGGAUCAACCAAAGGAAAGUACAGCACCCUUUGAUGCCCAUCCACCCGAGAGUGAAACAAGUACUACGAGGAACAUUGAGCAACAACCACGUGAGAAUCCCGUUAUUGUCCAAUGCAGUGGUCAACCUAAUGAAGAAAUUGAGAAAGUUCUAGAAGAACAGCACACGGCUGCGAAAACGACAGAAGUUAUUUCAGAUGGUCUAUUGAGAACACGAAGUGGAAGAAUUGUUUGA